AUGCCACACCUACGAGCAGUGGAGCUGCCGUUGCAGCUAGCGAGGUCACUCGCGAAGGCCAAACAGCCCGAGCAUGAGCCCCCGGAAGGUAGCGGCUCAGGACGAUCACUACCCAUGCCUCUCCUCGUGAUGUCGACACUUGCCGCAUUCUUCGCAACCCUCUUCUCCGUCUUUCUCAUCUGGAAACAGCUCAAGAACUAUCGCAAGCCUACUCUGCAGCGCUAUGUCGUCCGUCUCCUUCUAAUGGUACCGAUCUACUCUAUUGCAUCGGUCAUCUCACUCUACUCGCUUCAGCUAGCCGACAUCAUCGACCUCUUCCGCGACCUCUACGAAGCAUUCGUCAUCUACUGUUUCUUCAACCUUCUAAUCGAGUAUCUCGGCGGAGAGCGCAGUCUCAUUGUUCUUCUCCAUGGUAGAAGACCACAGGAACACAUCUUCCCUGUCAACCUCCUCUUGCAUGACAUGGACGCAUCGGAUCCAUAUACCUUCCUUGCGCUCAAACGUGGCGUCCUGCAAUACGUUCAGGUCAAACCUGUUCUCGCAGUAGCAACACUCGUCCUAAAAGCUGCUGGAAAGUACGAAGAGGGCAAAAUCUCACCAACCAACGGCUACACAUGGGUGUCUUUCGCCUACAACCUUUCCGUCUUUCUCUCGCUCUACUGUCUAGGCAUGUUCUGGAAGUGCCUCAACGACGAUCUCAAGCCUUUCCGUGUUACGUCCAAGUUCCUCUGCAUCAAAGGCAUCAUCUUUUUCUCCUUCUGGCAGGGUCUUGGUAUCUCGAUUCUCGUUGCUGCUGGACUGAUUAAGAAAGUCGGACCGGUUUAUGACCCAGAGUACAUCUCAAUGGCCAUUCAAGACUUCAUGAUCUGUUUGGAGAUGCCCAUCUUCGCACUUGCUCACGCAUACGCCUUUUCGCACACAGACUAUAUCGAUCCAUUCGCACACUUUGCAGCUCGACUACCCGUCUACUACGCUCUACGAGACUGCAUUGGCAUGUACGACGUCUUCUCUGACAGUCUCACCACCGUCCGAGGCACCGGAUACGUCUAUCAAACCUUCGAACCGAGCGAAGGAGUGAUCCAUCAACCGCUUGCUCGUGAACGCAGAUCCAAAGCCGGUCUGCGCUAUACACAAGGAGGCAAAGGCAAGUACUGGCUGCCUCAACGAGGCACGGGCGAUAUACGCGAUGCCACCCGAGGCGCCCGUCACCAGGGUCCACUCAAGAAGCUCCGCAGAUACAUCAAUGACAAACGCAUGCAGCUUGAAGGUCAUGCCCCCCUCACUCCCGCUGAAGCCGACGAAAUCGUGCACGAAGAUCCAGACCUAGCUCAGGAACAAGAACAUUCUGAACGAAGCCCUCUCCUGCGCCAUCCGAGAGACGCAGCUCGAAGUGCUGUACGGCACGCAGGUGAAGGGCUGGACUUCUUUGCUGAGCGACAGCUUGAUUCGGAUGAGGAGGCAGAGGACUUGAGGUUCGACGAUCCGGAUGAGGAUGAGGAAGAUGCAUAUAAGCGUUCAAGAGCGCUCAACUUUGGUGAUUACGCAUAUCCUAACAUUGACAUCAUGCGUGAGCAGGCGAGGAAUAAUCGGUGGGAGCAGGAUGAUGAUAUUGUGCACAGAAGGAAACGGAGAGGUACAAUUUCGAAGAAGGAUAAGGGUGCGCUUGAUAAAGCUCGUCAAGAGGUGCGAGAGUUUGAGAAUGGGGUAGAGGGGAGCUCGAAUCGUGGUCCUUCGCAAGGUAGUGGAAAGGACGCACAGGGAGCUAAUGGCGUUAGGGAUGGAAUAGCGAAGGGUAAAGCGAAGGGUAAAGCAAAGGGCAAAGCGGGUGAUGGGAAUGUAAAGGAGGGCAAAAAGUCAAGCAAAGACGGUAAGGACGGCGAGAGCAAGGACGAGGCCGAGAAGCGCAAGUCCAAGUCGCCGUGGCUUUCAUGGGAUCGAGAGCCAGACGACUCACCCGAAGCUUCCGAGGACAACUCCAAACCCAAGGAAGGUUCUAAGCAGAACGGCUCUGCUGAAACCCCUCCGAAACAAGACGACAAAUGUAAAGACUCGGAGGAGGAAAAGGAGCCAGAAGAACACAACCCAUACGGAGCAGUCGAUCUCGUUAUCGAAGACUACAAAGCCGAAGAACGCGAGCGACUUCUCGAACGACGUCGUGGUGACCCAGCGCUACGCGCAGGCAAAGGAACCCGCAUUUUCAAAAAGCAAUACAUCCCUACACCACCUCACUCUGGCUCUUCCACUCCCAACACCGAACACGCCCCUUCUUCCACAAAGCCGCCGCACAAGGUGAUCGAAAGAGACGGCUCACCAUCAACACCGCUCAACCCUCCUUCGUCUACUGCUGCUGCUGUUACCGUUCAGUCCAGCUCCACGGACGGUAAGAAGAAAGAGAAGAGUGGGGGAGGAAAGAAAGUCAAUGUUCAACUGGAGAACUCGACCAAGCACGGCACAGCGAAGAACAGCGGCGAUAAAGAAGGAGAUGUGCUGUUGAGUAGUAGAAUUGAUGUGGAGGAGAACGAGGCUUUUCUGCACGGAAGAGUGCUUUCUCCCGUUCAGAACGGUAGAGUGGAUGAAGAGGAUGCUGAGAAUCCGUGGGCGUAG
Ustilago hordei is the source of this 2604-nucleotide messenger RNA. RefSeq lists its product as uncharacterized. Gene Ontology annotation, molecular function: transporter activity. Gene Ontology annotation, biological process: transport. The coding region runs from base 1 to 2604 and encodes 867 amino acids. The record is from RefSeq and is a predicted model, not a curated record. The transcript has a single exon. Lineage: Eukaryota; Fungi; Basidiomycota; Ustilaginomycetes; Ustilaginales; Ustilaginaceae.